Molecule: messenger RNA, 1488 nt
Organism: Cladophialophora carrionii CBS 160.54
Lineage: Eukaryota; Fungi; Ascomycota; Eurotiomycetes; Chaetothyriales; Herpotrichiellaceae
Exons: 3
Coding region: 1-1488 (495 amino acids)
Biological process (GO): fungal-type cell wall polysaccharide metabolic process
Cellular component (GO): fungal-type cell wall
Source: RefSeq, a predicted model, not a curated record
AUGGUUGCCAAACUCCUUUUCGUCGUUGGUCUCGCCACAUCCGUUUUGGCUCACCCUAACCACAAGAGACACAAUCGCUUCCACCAUGGCACCGGUACCGGUAACGGUUUGGCAAUGCCUACCGGUGGGGCCUAUCCCAUCACCAAUGGCACGGCACCACACAAUGGCACAGACUUUGGCGGCUCCCCUAUUGAGUCACCGUCAUCUGUCGAAGCUACCUCGGUUCUACCCACAGCUACCGGCGCUAUGACAGUCACAGUCGUCCCUGUCCCUGCCGAGUCCUCUUCCCCAGAUACUGGCAAGGACGUCUCAAUCCCGGCUCCUGCCCCGGCCCCUGUCCCAGGCUCAGCCGAAGGUUCAUGCUCUGUCUUGACGUCGACUAUCACCUCUACAUCCAUCCAGUACAUCACCGUCACAGCCAAUUCAGGAGAUUCAGCCUCAGAAGUUGCUCCCACUGGCGAGUUCUUCCCCGCUCCGGAGAGCGCGUCCUCUAUGACGACCAGUGGUGCUGGUAGCCUUCCUUCUACCUCAGGUAGCAUCUCCGCCGGUGCUCCCACUGCCGGGGAGUUCUUCCCCCAUCCUGGCCAACAGAGCUCAGUCCCAGUCUUUGACAGCAGCUCUUCUGCGGCUUUGCCAUCUUAUGGCGGCGGUGCACCUUCAGUCGUCCCGACUACCUUCGCAACCAUCCCCAGCAGUGCUCCAUCCUCCAGCGCGGCUCCUAGUGCCUCUUCUGUAUCACCAUCCUCAACUCCUAGCUCUUCCCCAAGCACCGGUGGGUCGACUAGCGGCAAGAAGGGUCUUUCCUACAACACCGCCUCUCUGACCAACGCCUUCGCUGGCAAGGGUAUCAGCUGGGCAUACAAUUGGGGUGCGUCACCAGAUGGUUCAAUCGUCUCUGGGGCCGAGUAUGUUCCUAUGUUCUGGGGUCCAAACUCUGUAUCUGGAUGGGCAAAUGCGGCGGCAUCGGCUAUUGCCAGUGGUUCUAAGCACGCCUUGUCUCUGAACGAGCCGGAUCUCAACUCCCAAGCCAACGUUGAUCCCGCCACUGCAGCCAAGUUGCACAUUGAGAACAUGAAUCCUCUCGCCGGUCAAGUCUCGAUCGGAUCUCCAGCUGUCACCAAUGGUGCUGGCACUAACCCGCUCAUGGGCAUUGACUGGCUCAACGCUUUCUUCAAGGCUUGCGCGGGCCAAUGCAAAGUCGACUUCGUUGCCUUCCAUUGGUACGACUCGGCCAGCAACUUGGACUACUUCAAGAAUCACGUCAACGACGUUAUUGCCACUGCCCAGCAGAACGGUAUUGGCAAGGUGUGGCUUACUGAGUUUGGCGCCAGCGGUUCGGACUCGGAUGUUGCCAACUUCAUCACAGAGGCAACUGCCUUCCUCGACUCAACUGACGCUGUCGAGAGAUAUGCCUACUUCAUGUGCGCGGAUGGCAUUCUUGUCAAAGGCAAUUCGAUAUCAAGCCCAGUCGGCGCCGCAUACUCGUAA